Messenger RNA from Meleagris gallopavo (turkey), 1025 nucleotides. NCBI's taxonomy places the organism in Eukaryota, Metazoa, Chordata, Aves, Galliformes, Phasianidae. The record is from RefSeq and is a predicted model, not a curated record.
GCAGCCUUUACAAACUGGGAUAGCUCAGAGCAGUAUGUAUGUAGCUGACAAAGUGGCAAGAUCUUAAUUUAAAUCUCUCUCUUCAGGAUUCUGGCCCUCCAGGAAAAUUUCCUUCUUCAAUUUAAAAUGGAUGCUUGCAGCACAGAGGAAAGGAAGAGAGAUUUCGAAAAAAUCUUUGCACACUAUGAUGUUAGUAAAACAGGAGCACUUGAAGGCCCCGAAGUGGAUGGGUUUGUCAAAGACAUGAUGGAACUGGUCAAGCCCAGCAUCAGUGGGGUGGACCUGGACAAAUUCCGUCAGAUUCUGCUCAAUCACUGCGAUGUGAACAGGGAUGGGAAAAUUCAAAAAUCAGAACUGGCCUUGUGUCUUGGGCUUAAAAUGAACCCAUAGCUGUUGGUGGUGCUUGUGGCUGUGUUUCCCAUGUGAGGUUUACUUGCUGCUCCUGGUAGUAGUGUGCCCGUGCUGUGCAAGCAGAUGGGUGGUGGGCAGGAGGGCAUUUGUAUGAAGGGGCAGACAGCCUUACCAAUGUUUAUAAAUCUCUUGGAUAUCUCCAGAAGCCACCUGGCCGUGGGCCUGGGCACCCUGCUCUGGUGGCCCUGCUGGAGCAGGAGUGGGUUCUGUCGCUUGUAUAGGUCCCUGCCUGCCUCAGUUAUUCUGUGAUUCUGUGACUUUGUGAAUCUGUGACAAGUGUUGAUGGGUGGUGUUCAAUAGGUGCCACUGCUUGUGGGUCUCUCCAGCACCGUCUUUGCCCACAGGCACAAUAUUUGCUCAGAAAGAGGGUUGCUCACCUACUCCUACCCCUGUGAAACAGUACCCUGCCCAUCUCCUAGAGUAGAGACAAGCAUCUCCAAGUUGAUGCUCCUGGGCUGCUGCUGCUCUGUGAUUCUGAUGGUUGCCUUCUGUAUGAAGUCAUUACUUUGGUGAGCUUUGUUUGUGCAGUUGAAAUAUUGGAUGGGUGUAUUUGUGCAGAAAUAAAAAAAUGGCAGUUACAGCAAAUCUGUAAGAUUGGAGUUUAUGUGUUACUG